This is a messenger RNA of Amborella trichopoda, 1210 nucleotides long. Its product is annotated as bax inhibitor 1. Lineage: Eukaryota; Viridiplantae; Streptophyta; Magnoliopsida; Amborellales; Amborellaceae. The record is from RefSeq and is a predicted model, not a curated record. Gene Ontology annotation, cellular component: membrane.
GACACGACUCCUUGAAACGCGACAUCCUCACUCUCUAAAGCAGUAAACCCCAUUCCUCUCUCACUCUGAAACCUGCUUUCUGACUCUCUUGAAAACCUCCACUCUAACUGUCUUUUCUGUGUAAUCUCUGUUUCUUCUUCAAAACCUCGAAAUCGAGCAAGAAAUGGCGUCCCUCUUCUCAUCAUUCUUCGAACCAAACAUCUCUUCCUCUCGUGGUCGGAGCCAUGAUUCUCUCAAGAACUUCAGACAAAUCUCUCCGGCAGUUCAGGCCCACUUAAAGCGGGUUUAUUCGUGCUUGUGUUUUGCCCUAAUAGCCUCUGCUGUUGGAGUUUUUUUUCAUCUUCUAUGGAAUAUUGGUGGGGUUAUCACUUUCCUUGCUUGUAUGGGUAGUAUGGGAUGGCUUCUCUCGAUACCAGCUUAUCCAUAUGAGGAGAAGAAGAGAGUUUUACUCUUGAUGGUUUCGGCUUUGUGUCAUGGAGCUACUCUGGGUCCGUUGAUUGAUCUGGUUAUUCAGAUUGAUCCGAGGAUUUUAAUAAGUGCAUUUGUGGGAACAGCUUUGGCAUUUGGAUGCUUCUCAGGGGCAGCUAUGUUGGGAAGGCGCCGAGAAUGGAUUUAUCUUGGAGGUCUUCUCUCCUCUGGCAUUUCCAUCCUCUUUUGGUUGCAGUUUGCCUCCUCGAUCUUUGGUGGUUCUGCUGCAGUCUUUAAAUUUGAGUUGUAUUUUGGGUUGCUGGUAUUUGUGGGUUACAUGGUGGUGGAUACCCAGAAGAUAAUUGAAAGGGCUCACUUUGGAGACAUGGACUAUGUGAAGCAUUCCUUGGAUCUAUUUGUAGACUUCGUUGCUGUCUUUGUCCGCCUUCUUAUCAUAAUGGCAAAGAAUGCUCCGGAGAAGUCUGAGAAAGAGAAGAGGAAGCGGAGGUGUUGAUGGCAGAUGGGAAGAUUUCUUCCUAAGGCUUGUAAACACAUGCAUACAUUUACACUUGUAAAAAGAAACAAACAUUUGUCUUUUUCUUGAUUGUUAGGAAACAACACACAUGAGAAAUAGUAAACAAACUAUAGCUUCCAAAAAAAAAAGAAAUAGUAAAGAAACUAUGUAUGUAUAUAUGAGAAAAUAUUACUGCUUGUUUCAUUGCACAUUUGCUCGACUGUCUAAGCAUGAGCUUAGUGAUCAACCUAUGAAUGAAUCUGAUGUUGAUAAUAAUCUGUUUCUUUU